Megalobrama amblycephala (Wuchang bream) is the source of this 1871-nucleotide messenger RNA. It is a transcript of the gene plekhj1, whose product is annotated as pleckstrin homology domain containing, family J member 1. NCBI's taxonomy places the organism in Eukaryota, Metazoa, Chordata, Actinopteri, Cypriniformes, Xenocyprididae. Gene Ontology annotation, biological process: receptor recycling; endosome organization; retrograde transport, endosome to Golgi. The transcript has 6 exons. The record is from RefSeq and is a predicted model, not a curated record. The coding region runs from base 220 to 687 and encodes 155 amino acids. Gene Ontology annotation, cellular component: trans-Golgi network; early endosome; recycling endosome.
GCAUGUGUUCAGUUUGUUUGUUUGGGUGUGUGUGUGUGUUUAGUAUCAGACACGUUUGAUGCCGCAGAAACAGAUGAGCUCCUGAACACAGCAGCAGAAUGACUGACAGUCCGGGUGAGGAGUAUCUGAUCUGACUCUGAUGUUAUCAGGGAUGAAAACGGCUGUUUAAAAUCAUAAAAUGCUAUUUAAUGAGACGAAACUGCUGUCAAAGAGCUAAAAAUGCGAUUUAACGAGAAGGAGCUGGUGUUCCUGAGCCGCCAGCCGUCAGAGAGAGCGGCCGAGCUGGGCAUGAGAGGCCCGAAGAAAGGAGACGUUGUGAAGAAGCGCCUAGUGAAGCUGAUCGUUAAUUUCCUGUUCUACUUUCGGACCGAUGAGGACGAGCCCAUCGGCGCUCUGCUGCUGGAACAGUGUCGCGUGGAGAGAGAAGACGAUCAUGUUUUCUCUAUUGUGUUCCUGGACGAGGCCGAGAGGAAGUAUUUGUUUGAAUGCGAUUCUCAGGAACAGUGUGUUGAGUGGAUCGACGCCAUCAUUAAAGCCAGUUAUGAAUUCAUGCGCAAGAACCUGAUCUACUACCGCACAGAAAUCCAUCGAUUGACUGGAAAGGACCCACUAGAGCAGUAUGGGAUAUCAGAGGAAACACGCUUUCAGGUCAACAGUCUUCCUCCUCUGCCUUCUCCUCCCACAUAAACGUACUCCUCGUGUUUCACAUCAUCAUCUGGUUUUUCUGCUGUUUGGGGUUUUUGCUUGUUUUCUGUUUUUUCAGGUUGUUCUUCUUCUACAGUCUGCCAGUAUCUAACACUGAACAUUCUGACCUCUAUAAUCUUUUUAUUUUACACAUAGGUAAUAUUACUGUAAUGAAUGUCUGCUGAGUUUGAGCCAAUUGCAAUUAAAGGUUCUUCCCAAUAUCAAGGUCAUUGUUAAUGAGGACAGACUGAACUGGGUCGUUGUUUUAAAAACUGAUUUCAGCACCUUUUGUUUUUAUAACCAUGAUGUUAAAAAGGUUUGUAGUUUUCAUGCAUGCACUAUAUAUCUUCAGCUGAAGUGCACUAAAGAGGAUUUGUAGUUUUCCAGUGUUUUCUAUUUUUCAUUUCAAAAGCACUGAAGCUUUUCAGUCAACAGUUUCACUAAAAACAUUAUAGCUGCUUUGAUUUUGUGCCUAUGAAUUUGUAUAAUGAUCUGAAUUCACCCCCAAAUCAAAAGAAAAAAAUAGAGAAUUAUAUUUUUCUAUAAAGUAAAUUAAGCCUCUUUUAGGACUAUUAAAUUGUGACAUUAUUUUCAUGACAAUAAGCGCAUUUACCCAGAAACCCUCAUUACUGAGAAGCAAAGAAAUAGAAACCAUGAUCAACAUAUUACUCUUCAAAUGCACUACACAAUUUAAGUCAUUCAAUAAAUGCAAUAAUUUGUCAAUGCAAACUCCUAAAUGUAGGCUUUAUUUACUUUAUACAGAAUGGGAUUUCUUAUUUUCCCUUUUGAUUUUGUGGUGACAUCUGACCUGUAAAUUUCACGCGUUUAAACAUCAUGGCAUUCACAAAUUUGGUGUUUGUGAAGAUAGCAGAUUUAAUCAAUAUGAGAGGGUUUUUGUUGAACUGUUGGAUUAUUCGUCAGUCUCAAAGGGCAUUGAAAAGCGAAACAUGAACUUGAACUGCUUUCCUUUAGACACAGUUUAAUUUUAACCCUUUGUGCCUGUAACUUUACAUUUGUAUAAGUGAUGAAACUAUUGCAGACCUUAAAAGAGUAUGAACAUGUCAGCGCAUCAGAAUGUGAGGUUUAUGAAUGUUUUAAGCUUUUUUUCCUUCUAUAAUUUAGAUUUCAUAAUUUAUGUUCCUCAUUUCAGUCUUAUUUUUUGUUAAUAAAUCUCUUUUAAAAGAUAA